AUGCCGCCUUCGCAGUUGAAACAGCUCAAGGCCUCGCUGCGAGACAACGGGGUACUGGGUCCCCAGCAGUCGAAGAAGCAAAAGAAACAGAAUGUGAAGAGUGGUGCCAGUGCGCAGAAUCGAAACCAGCGCGAAGCGGCAUUGCAAGCUAUCAGAGACCGGUUCAAUCCUUUCGAAGUCAAAGCGACGACGAAAAAUGCCAAGUUUGAUUACACCAGCCGCGACGGGGGCGCAAAUGCGUCCAAGACGGCGGCCAGACCCGGCGUUACCAAGUCGCUAGGCGAGGAAAGACGUCGCGCAACCCUUCUGCGUGAGAUGGACCGGAAAAACAAAGUCGGUGGUAUUCUGGAUCGCCGUUUCGGUGAAAACGACCCAACGAUGACGCCCGAAGAGAGAGCCGCCGAACGAUUCGCUAGGGAAAGCCAGAAGAAGGCGCGCAAAGAGUCCAUGUUCAACUUGGAGGACGAGGAUGAGGGGGAUUUUACCCUGACACAUAUGGGCCAAUCUCUUUCCUUCGACAGCGAGCCCCACGUCGACAACGAGCCGCAAGACGACUUUGAGGACAAUGAUAUGGGAUCGGAGGAUGGUCUAUCCGACUCGGAAACCCCACGGAAAAGGAAACGCGUUUUUGCCGAAGGUGAAGCUGUGGUAGAUGGGGCUGAAGACGGAGAGAAUCUGCCAGAGCGAAAGAAAUCGAAGCAAGAGGUCAUGAAAGAAGUCAUUGCCAAGUCGAAGUUCCACAAGGCCGAACGGCAACAGGCCAAGGAAGACGAUGCUGACCUGCGUGAAGAAUUGGACAAGGGCCUUCCUGAUCUCUUCGACAUGCUGAGGGGUGUGAAACCGCCACCGAAACCGGAGCCUCCGAAGGACGAUUUCUCGUCGAUGAACCCUGAACGUGCGGCUGUAUUAGAGGGCAUUUCUCAACAGAAUCACGAGAAAGAGUACGACCAGCGCUUGAAGCAAUUGACUUUCGACAAGCGGUCCCAGCCAACAGAUCGUACCAAGACAGCCGAGGAGAAGAUUGCUGAGGAAGCCGAGAGGCUCAAGAAACUCGAGGAAGAUCGAGUUCGGAGAAUGCGCGGCGAGCAACUAAGUGAAUCUGAGGAUGAGGAAGAGGAGCAGCCAGAAGACGAGGAGGACUCCGAUGAAGAAUCAAUCCCCGACGACGCGAAAGCCUUUGGAUUGCAACAACCUACGAAUGAGAUUCACACUCGUCCUGAUAUGGGAGUCGAAGACGAAGACGAUUUCAUUCUCGAUGAUGAUCUCGUUGAGACCAGAUCCGAUGCCAGUUUGGAGAUUGGGGACAGUGACAUUGAGGGCUUUGAGGAAGAGUCCGAGGAAGAGGAAGAGGAAGAGGAGGACGAGCUCAUCAACGGGCUCACAUUUCCUGGGGGCCGGUCCGGAGAGGCUUCAGCUCCUGCCGAUAGCGCAGAAGCAAACGAGAAACUGGCAUACACGUAUCCUUGUCCCGAGGACCAUGAGAGUUUCUUGCACACUAUCAAGGACGUACCAGUGACAGAUCUCCCGACGGUUGUUCAACGAAUUCGUGCGCUGCACCAUCCCCGUCUUCAUAGCGACAACAAGCGGAAACUAGGCCGGUUCGCAGAGGUCCUCAUCCAGCACGUUUCGUACAUGGCAGAGCAAUCCGAACAUCCGCCUUUCGCCAUUCUUGAAAACAUUCUUCGACACAUCCACUCGCUGGCCAAGAGCCAUCCGGAGAACGUCAACAUGGCUUUCAGGGCUCGUCUCCGCAAAAUGGCCACCGAGCGGCCGCUGAACCUCUCCCCAAGCGACCUGGUCAUCCUGACGGCCAUUGCAGCGAUUUUCCCAACCUCGGAUCACUUCCAUGCCAUUGUGACGCCGGCACAUUUGUGUAUUGCGCGGUACAUGGGACAGGGAGCUAUCGACUCGCUCUCUGACUUUGCUACGGGUGCCUACGCAGCCAGUCUGUUCCUGCAGUAUCAGGCCAUCGCGAAACGAUACAUGCCCGAAUUCAUCAACUACGUCCUGAACGCACUCUACAACCUCUCCCCCCAGGAGCCCAAAAAACCCCUUGGCUUCUUCCCCAUCAGAAAGCCCGAGAAAUCAGUGGCCCUCACAUCGAAGUCCAAGAAAGCCACACCCCGAAAACUCCGCUUCUGGGACAUCACCGGCCCCGAGCCCGGCAAGGAAGAAGAACUCAAACUCUCCCUCCUCACCACCUUCAUCACUCUCCUCUCCACCGCCUCCGACCUCUGGACCGGCCAAUCCGCCUACACCGAGAUCUUCGAACCCGCACAAGCCGUCCUCAACCACCUCCGCAAAUCCACCACCUCUUCAGCCCCCUCCAUCCGAGACCCCCUCCAGUCCACCCUCGACAAACUCUCCACCCACCUCUCCAACUCCCGUCUCUCCCGCCGCCCGCUCUUCCUCCACAACCACAAGCCGCUAGCCAUCAAGACCGCUAUCCCCAAGUUCGAGGAAUCCUUCAACCCGGACAAGCACUACGACCCCGACCGCGAGCGCGCGGAGGCCAACCGUCUGCGCACAGAGUACAAGCGCGAGCGAAAGGGUGCGUUGCGCGAACUGCGCAAGGAUGCGAACUUUGUUGCGAGAGAGCAGCUGCGCGAGAAGAAGGAGAAGGAUUCCGAGUACGAGAAGAAGUACAAGAGGCUUGUGGCCGAGGUGCAGAACGAGGAGGGGAGAGCGGCCAACGAGUACGAGAGGGAGAAGAGGGCGCGGCAGGGGAAGUCUUAA
Molecule: messenger RNA, 2736 nt
Organism: Aspergillus glaucus CBS 516.65
Lineage: Eukaryota; Fungi; Ascomycota; Eurotiomycetes; Eurotiales; Aspergillaceae
Product: snoRNA-binding rRNA-processing protein NOP14
Exons: 2
Coding region: 1-2736 (911 amino acids)
Biological process (GO): maturation of SSU-rRNA
Cellular component (GO): Noc4p-Nop14p complex; nucleolus; small-subunit processome
Source: RefSeq, a predicted model, not a curated record